Molecule: messenger RNA, 671 nt
Organism: Trachymyrmex cornetzi
Lineage: Eukaryota; Metazoa; Arthropoda; Insecta; Hymenoptera; Formicidae
Product: dynein light chain 4, axonemal
Exons: 3
Coding region: 229-552 (107 amino acids)
Biological process (GO): microtubule-based process
Cellular component (GO): dynein complex
Source: RefSeq, a predicted model, not a curated record
UGGCUUUGAUAAUCAGAUAAUACUAAUUUAUUUUCGAGUAUCACCGAGCUUUCUUGAAUUACGUCAAACGUCGAUAAAUAUUCGCGGAAAAAUUGCAGCGCUAUUUUUACGUGAGUUUUGGAACGCGUUAAAAAUCCCGCGAUUUUGGUACGAUCCGAAACCCAUCGAGAAGAGGCGUCAUAACCUUUCGAUUUUACAAUAAAAUAAUUAAAGAGAUAUCUUUGUAAAAUGUGGGCUGGGGAGAUAAAGAAAGAAGUUGCAACUUUGAUGGUUCAUACAUAUCCAUUAUGUAAGCACAGUGAUAUGCCAGAGGAUAUGAAGCAGGAAGCCAUAGAAACCUGUGUCACCGCUGUGGAAAAAUAUUCAGAGAAUUACGAGCAUGCAGCUCGCAUGAUCAAAGAUAAUCUGGAUAAAAAAUUUGGCCCACCAUUCCAAGUAGUUGUCGGGGAAGCUUAUGCAUGUGCAACUACAUAUCAAGAGAAUUCGCUAUUAUAUAUGUUUAUUGGAGGUAACAUAGCAGUUCUUGUAUGGAGGACGGUUACAGGUUUUUGAUAAAUUUUACAUGCAAAAGAUAAAUAUGUACUUUCAAAUACUGUCAUGUAUAUGAAUUUUCUAAAUAUAUGUUAUGUAUUAUUAUUAUCUUCUUACAAACAAGUACUUUUAAUGUUGAA